AUGAGUUCAUUUAAGGGAAAUAUGAGAGAGUCUCAGAGAGCACUACAGCUGCUCAAGGAACGUGAAAAGGAGCGUCAAGAAAUCGAAUUCCAAAAGAAGAAACUAGAGGCAGAAUUGCGCGUUGGCGAAUUUACCAAUAAGUUCACCAAACAUCAUGAUAGUAUUGAGGGCCAAUUGAAAACAGACACCGUUGGUUUGGUCACCCUUGAUGAGAUGAAGGCUCGUCAACAGGCUGUCAUAACACAGCGGGAAAAAGAACUUGCUCUAGGUAAAGCUAACAGAGCCAAGUUCCUAGAAGCUAAACACAACAAGCAUGGUGCCGUUCGUAGGGGUCCAAUAUCUUUCAAUGAAGAUGAAGAAGAGGAAGAGCUUCUAUUUGAUAAAUGUGCAUCUAAAGUAGAACUUAAACGCCAUCUUGAGAAAGAAGAGGUGGAACAACAACUCCUAGGAGAAUUAGUCACAACUCCCGAAGGAGAUGGUGCCGAUAAUUCUGUAGCGAAAGCAAUAGUUUCUAGCUGUGAAGAGGCAAUUCAAGCUGGUGUUGAAACCUUCAAUAAGAAGCGAAGACGACUGGGCAAAAAUCCUGAUGUUGACACAAGCUUUCUACCUGAUAUUGAUAGAGAUGAGGAGGAGAAACAACUUAGGGAGGAAUUGCGUCGCGAGUGGCAUGCAAAGCAAGCUGCUAUUAAAGAAGAAGAAAUCAAUAUCACCUAUAGCUACUGGGAUGGUUCGGGCCAUCGUCGUCAAGUUAAAAUGAAGAAGGGACACUCAAUACAUCUUUUCCUUCAUCGAUGCUUGGAACAGCUGAGAAAGGAUUUCUCAGAGCUGAGGGCGGCCUCCGCGGACCAAAUGAUGUACAUAAAGGAAGAUUUAAUCAUCCCGCAUCAUUAUUCGUUCUAUGAUUUUAUUGUAACUAAGGCUAGAGGAAAGUCGGGUCCUUUGUUCGCAUUUGAUGUAUAUGACGAUGUGCGCAUUCGAAUGGAUGCCAGCAAGGAGAAAGAGGAGUCUCAUGCGGGAAAAGUCUGCUUACGAUCAUGGUAUGAGCGCCAUAAACAUAUCUUUCCCGCCUCUCGAUGGGAGCCCUACGAUCCGGCAAAAAAUUGGGAUCAAUAUACAAUCUCAGACAAGAUGUCUGUUAAAAUUAAUGUUAAAUGA
Messenger RNA from Rodentolepis nana, 1155 nucleotides. NCBI's taxonomy places the organism in Eukaryota, Metazoa, Platyhelminthes, Cestoda, Cyclophyllidea, Hymenolepididae. The record is from the annotation of a GenBank genome assembly.